Messenger RNA from Acipenser ruthenus (sterlet), 1816 nucleotides. Its product is annotated as interleukin-1 beta-like. The transcript has 7 exons. Lineage: Eukaryota; Metazoa; Chordata; Actinopteri; Acipenseriformes; Acipenseridae. Gene Ontology annotation, biological process: neutrophil activation; cellular response to lipopolysaccharide; cytokine-mediated signaling pathway. Bases 106 to 969 code for a protein of 287 amino acids. Gene Ontology annotation, molecular function: cytokine activity. The record is from RefSeq and is a predicted model, not a curated record.
CACCGGAACAAACAGAGCACAAUACCGCCAGCAAAGCAAAGCGAAGCGACGCAGCUGCACUGCAAUAUACUUCAUAACGACACACAGCGACACAUCAGCUUGAAAAUGAGCUACAACACACGCGUAUCUUCUGAAAUGGCAAACGAAAUCUCCAGCGAGAUCUUUGACUUUGAAGCACAACACUGCGCCCUGGUGGAGAAGAGAAUGCAAGAUGAGCGUCCGCAGAAGGUGGGCUGGGUGGGAGACAACGGUCUCGAGUUGCGGGUGUCCGGCUAUGUGCGCUCCAUGAGACAGGCAGUGACGCUGGUCCUGGCCCUGGAGAAGAUGAAGAGACCGCACAGGAAAGCGAUCGGGUCCGAGUUUUCCGACAUAGACCUGCUGAACAUCUUGAUGGAGCACGUGAAUGAAGAGCACGUGAUGCUGGAGGUGAAUCCCGACUUGGAGAGCUCCGACUUGGAGAGCUUUGAGACCGAGCUGAGACGGCGCCGCUCCGACGAGCCCCACUCGAUAAGCGACUCGGAGAAGAAGGGCUGGGUGAUGAACGAGCUGGAUGGGCGCCCCGUGGAGCUGACAGCCAGCAUGCUGCAGGGCCCCAACAUCUCACAGCAAGUGACUCUGAGCCUCUCCACCUACAUACCGCAGACCCAGCCCGGAUUGGGGCAACCCGUGGUUCUGGGCAUCGGGGGCAAUAAUUACUUCCUGUCCUGCAACAGCCCACACAACUCACCCGUCCUGGAGCUUGAGAAGGUGCAGAAUCGGGAUGAUUUGAAGACGAUCAGCCUGAGCAGCGACGCGACCCGGUUCCUGUUUUACAAGCGAGACAGUGGCAGCACCUCCACUUUCGAGUCGGCUCGGUUCCCCGGCUGGUUUAUCAGCACCGCCAGGAACGUGGACCGCGUGAGAGUGGCCAUGUGUAACGGGAGAGUGUCCGCAGGGCGCGUCACCGACUUCCAGGUGUCGCGCAUUUGACGGGAGGGGCGCGACACGGAGCGACCCACACACCAAACCAAGCGUUAUUUGGUUUAAAUCUAUAUAUAAUGUAUGUACCAAGUACAUCUCUUUAUAAAAGAAAACGGUAAACACAUUGGUGUUCGGUUACCAAUUUCAGGUAGAAGGGGCAUACUUGUCCUACAAAAACAAAACAAUUAUUAUUAUUAUUAUUAUUAUUAUUUGUUUGUUUAAAGGAGGCGUUGCACGGGUUCAGGGGUUUCAAAUUUAGUGACACGGGUGGGGAACUGGUCGGUCAUCCGAAUUGACGGUUACCUCCUCUUGAAGAGACCGUUUGAACAGCCGUUCAGUGCCUCCUGCAGCUUUAAUGAGAUGACGCAUUUGGGCAAUUAACCCUUUCCGGCAUGACAUAUUAAAAAUAGGGGAGCGGAGGGGAUAAAGACGAGUUUUUAUAGGUAGCCCUUAAUAAUCAGCAAGGUCAUUUGUUCAAUUAAGUAUUUCAGAGAUCAUUUUGGAACAAAAAUCCGAACGCCAGCGUGGAGCUGGUUUGAACCAGAGCCUCGCUUAAUGGGAUCAACGACUUCCAUCCUUGAGAAACGUGCGAUUUAAGGGUUACCUGUCAAACCAGCUGGACUGUGGCUCUCCGGGAGCGGGGGCUGGACACCCCUGUGCCCGCCGUGCCAGAAAGGGUUUUAAUAGCUGAUUUCUACAACCGUUUAAAAUCAUAUUUUUAAAAAAAAAAACUGCAAGCGACGUCUUGUCAAGACACGUUCUUCGCUUUUUUAAAAAAAAAAUUGAUUUUACGGGAUGUACCAAGUUGGGGAGAAAGGAGGGGGGGGGGGCAGUUAUUAAUGUAAUGAAUUCAUAU